Molecule: messenger RNA, 2110 nt
Organism: Polistes canadensis
Lineage: Eukaryota; Metazoa; Arthropoda; Insecta; Hymenoptera; Vespidae
Product: apoptosis-inducing factor 3
Exons: 7
Coding region: 175-1905 (576 amino acids)
Cellular component (GO): cytoplasm
Molecular function (GO): flavin adenine dinucleotide binding; oxidoreductase activity, acting on NAD(P)H; 2 iron, 2 sulfur cluster binding
Source: RefSeq, a predicted model, not a curated record
GGUUAUUUGAUAUAGUCUACUCAUAUACAGUAAUCUUACUCCUACAAUGCCACAAUAUCUGGUGAUAAAUAGAUUCGAAAAUCAGUUUCAAUCAGUUUCAAUUCUCCGAUAUCUUUUGUAAGUGAAGCCUAAAAAGAUAUCGUGGUAAAGAUAACAAACAGUAAUUCGUUAAUCAUGGGUUUGAAACAUUGUAAAGAAUUUUCCUCUGCAGAUGAUUAUGAAACCGAAAGAUAUAAAUCUACUGAGAAAGGCAUACCACAAAAACAUGAUUACAUAGAAGAUAUAGUAUGCAAAGAAAAUGAUAUUAAUGAAAAUGAAAUGAAAGUGGUGACUCUUGGGAAGAACGAAGCUAAAGUAUUAUUAGUAAAACAAAAAGGAGAAAUACAUGCAGUUGGAACAAAAUGUACCCAUUAUGGAGCUCCGUUGCAUACUGGUGCAUUAGGAGAUGGCAAAGUAAGAUGUCCAUGGCACGGAGCAUGUUUCAAUAUCAAAACAGGUGAUAUAGAAGAUUAUCCAGGAUUAGAUUCCUUGCCAUGUUAUAAGGUAACUGUAGAUGAAGCAGGACUUGUACAUGUCAAAGCAAAAGUUAAGGAUCUAGAAAUUAAUAAACGGGUUAAAGAUAUGUGUGAAUAUGAUGUUAAAAAUCCAAAGACUACUUUGAUUAUUGGUGGAGGUCCAUCGGCUGCUACAUGUGCUGAAAGCUUACGUCAAGAAGGCUUUACAGGAAAAAUCAUUUUAAUCUGCAAAGAAAAUACAUUGCCUUAUGAUAGAGUGAAAGUAUCUAAAGUAUUGAAUUUUGACGUGAACAAAUUUUCUUUAAGACAGCAAAGUUUUUACAAUGAACAUAAUAUUGAAACUAAACUAGGUCGAGAAGCUAUAGCAUUGGAUACGAAUCAAAAUAUUGUUACGCUUGACAAUUCUGAAACAUUAAAAUAUGAUUAUUUAUACCUUUGCACUGGUAGCAAAGCAAGAGUACCUGAUUUACCCGGAGUUAAUUUUGAAAAUAUUUUUGUGUUACGCAAUUACACUGAUUCACAUGCUGUACAUAAAUUAUUACAUCCUGAUAAACAUAUAGUUAUAUAUGGCCUAGGUUUUAUUGGCAUGGAAGCAGCUUCUUAUUGUAUAGAUAAGUGUGCAUCUGUUACUGUUAUAGGACGAGGCAAUGUACCUUUACGUGAUGUUUUUGGUACAGAAAUUGGUAAUAGAGUUCGAGAAGAAUUUGAAACAAAAGGUAUUAAAUUUAUAUUUAAUAAUAAUAUAUCGAAGUUUAUUCCCAAAGAAGGAACUGAUAAUACAUUAGGCAAAGUGGAAUUAUCUGAUGGUAAUAUUCUUGAAGCAGAUAUAUGUAUUAUUGGAAUAGGCUCUACAUUUUAUACGGAUUGGUUAAAAACAUCAAUGAUUAAAAUGUUGGACAAUGGUGGUAUUAUCGUAGAUAAGUAUUUGAAAACAAAUAUAGAAAAUGUAUUUGCUGGUGGUGAUAUAGCUUAUGCUCCAGUAUUAGGCUCUGAUAAUAUUUCUGCUACUAUCGGUCAUUAUGGUUUAGCUCAUUAUCAUGGUAAAAUAGCAGCUUUAAAUAUUUGUAACAAAGAAAAAGCUUUAUAUAGUGUCCCAUUUUUUUGGACUGUUUUAUUCGGAAAGAGUUAUCGAUAUGCAGGAUAUGGACAGUCGGAUAAAGUGAUUAUUUAUGGUUCUUUAGAAAACUUGCAAUAUUUUGCUUAUUAUGUAAAAAAUGAUAAAGUAAUAGCAAUGAGUAGUGUUGGAGCAGAUCCAAUUGUUGCAGAUUUUGCUAAUUUGUUGGCAGAGAAACAAACCUUAACGGAAGAUGAUAUUAAAAACAAUCCUUUUGGAUGGAUGCGUACUAAGCCUAAAGAUGUAGAAACUAAAUUUCAACUAUUACAUAUUUAAUAAAAAUAAUUCCCUCGCUCUUAUAUCUCCUUUUCCUGUCAUAAAAUGAUUAUAUUGUACUUAACAAAAUGUAAAAAGAUGUUUAAAAUAUUACAGUUAAUUUCUAUUAGAAUAAUAACAAUUUUUAGUAAUAAUUUUAAGAAAUAAUUACAAAAUGUAUAAUUUUGUUAUAUAUAAUUUCUACAAAUGGAUGCAUUUAUGAACA